GCGUUACAGAUAUGCUCACUGAAUACAAACCUAACCUUAUCAGCAGAAAAUUGUCCUCAAAAAAACUUUAAAAUUCAUUUUGUUGUAAUUAACGUGUUACUCAACCAUGCCCGAUUACUUCCAGUCAUGUUCCGACUUGAACAGAACAUCAGUCAGGUUUACAUUCUGCAAAACAGGCCAUUGCAAGCCUCAACAUAGAGUUUUGUUGAGUUUCUCCCACCGCAGGGUAAAUAGCUACUGGAGAUUGAACAUCAUCACAGCACUUCUAUACGUGUCAACAUGAGGAACCGUGCUGUAAUCCUCCUAUUCGUGCUAUCCAUAAACGCUGUAAUUAGGGUUGAGACAGAAGAUGUGGAGUGCUUAUCAGUGACUGUGGGAGAUUCUUUGACUCUGCAGACGAAUGUGAGUCAAAUAGAGUCGAAUGAUGCGAUUGAGUGGUGGUUUGGGGGAAAUAACAUUGCUUGGAUCAACAGUAACCCCAACAAUAUCACACAUAACAUUUAUAUUACGCGUGACAGACUGGAGCUGAACAGGCAGAGUGGAAACCUCAAAAUCAUGAAUGUCAAAAUGGCAGACUCUGGACUUUAUGAACUGGACAUUAGCAGCCCCAGCGGGUCGACUUCGAAGAAAUUCAAUGUCACUGUAUCAAAUGGAUUGAAGGUUGAGUCCGUGAGAGAGAGAGACUCUCUCAUUCUACCGACUGGUCUUGAUCAAUUACAGAGAGAUGAUCGGCUGACCUGGAAGUUUGAGAAGACGAUCAUUGCUCAAAUAAAUCAAACAUGUGGAAUGUUUACUGUGUAUGACGCCGUUCUUGAUGGAAGGUUCAAAGACAGACUGUUGUUAAAUAAACAGGAUGGAUCACUCAUCAUUACUAGCGUCAGACUCAACAUCACUGGACUUUAUGAAGUAGAGAGGAACAGGGCCAGCAGAGGAUUCAGCACACACAAGACAUUCAGUGUUAUGAUCAUUGGCGGAGAUGAUAUGCUGUCAGUUACAGAGGGAACUUCUGCCACUCUCCUGUCUGGUGUUUUAGAAAUACAUCAAGAUGAUGUGAUAAUAUGGAGGUGUGAACACGGAGACUCCGUCAUAGCAAAAAUCAGCAAUGGCACCUUCUCUACAUUUGAUGGAGCUGAUGGGAGAUUCAGAGACACUCUGGAGCUGGACCAUCAGACUGGAUCUCUGACCAUCAGGAACAUCAGAACCGAACACGCUGGACUUUAUCACAUGGAUAUGAUCGGCAGCCGUCGCACCGUAUUCAAGAGAAUCAGCCUUUCUGUCUGUCCUCAUGUUCGGUCUGCAGAAGUUGUGUACGUCGGUGUUGCUUUUCUACUGGGCCUGUCUUUAUUUGUUCUGGCUGUUUUUUGGCGAUCCAAGAUCUGUCGUCAAAAGGAAAAAAGAUGCAAAUAUAAUUACAAAAAGUCUGCAAUCAAAUUACAACAAAGAUCAGAGACAGAAGGAGAAGGAAAGAAGAAGUGUGGGGAAAAAGAUCUGGACCUGAUGCUGCCAUUGAUAUGAUAAAGCAGUUAGCAGUUUUAUUUGGAGAGAAUCAAAAAAGUAAACAACUUCUAAAUGAAACUUUCAUAGAUUGUUCAAUGAAAUAGAUUAACUCGGACAACUUUUAAAACUCAGAAAGCUUUAAAAUGGUGAAGUGUUGAAACUUAACAUGUGGACCAGAGAAAGAGAAAGAGGAACCAUUAGUGCCUGACCUGUUCUUAUGGGAAGAUAGUGUUAUGUGUGUGUGGUUUAGAAAAACAGAAAGUUUUGUAGCUUACAUGUGCAGAUAAAGGCAAAAUAAUUACCCUCCUGUAAUUUGUUUUUCAUAUAUUUCUUUUAAAUAUUUCUCAAUUUUUCCAUAAUAGUUUCAAUAUCCAGUUUCUUUUGUCUUUGCCGUGAUGACAGUAAUAAUAUUUUACUAUUUACUAGUAUUGAGCUUAAAGUGACAUUUAAAGGCUGAGCUUUAAUUAGGUUUGGGUAAGAUUCAUUACUCAAGUCAUUGGACAAUAUAUAUAUAUAUAUAUAUAUAUAUAUAUAUAUAUAUAUAUAUAUAUAUAUAUAUAUAUAUAUAUAUAUAAGAAAAAUGUAAUGGAAUACUGUGAAGAAACAAUGGCUUAUAUAGAAACAAUAGCAAUAGAUUUUGGGGAAGCAAAUGUUUUUGGGCUUUGAAGGUAGCAAAACCUUUGAACACUGUAAAAAAAAAUAAAGCAAAGUUUCAUAUAAU
Messenger RNA from Danio rerio (zebrafish), 2218 nucleotides. NCBI's taxonomy places the organism in Eukaryota, Metazoa, Chordata, Actinopteri, Cypriniformes, Danionidae. The record is from RefSeq and is a predicted model, not a curated record.